This is a messenger RNA of Dentiscutata heterogama, 2178 nucleotides long. NCBI's taxonomy places the organism in Eukaryota, Fungi, Glomeromycota, Glomeromycetes, Diversisporales, Gigasporaceae. The record is from the annotation of a GenBank genome assembly.
AGAUUUGGUGGCUUCCAAACCCCAUCCCCUGACAACGGGAUGAUGACGAACUUUAUAGAAAUCGGCCAAGCAAGAGAUAAGGUAUUAAGCUUGAAAUUAGAUCAGAUAUCGGAUUCUGUGAGUGGACAGACUACAGUUGACCCUAAAGGUUAUUUGACUGAUUUAAAUAGUGUGGUUAUUAAAAGUGAUGCAGAAAUUGGUGAUAUAAAAAAAGCACGUCUGUUAUUGAAUUCUGUGAUUUCGACAAAUCCAAAACACGCACCAGGUUGGAUUGCUGCUGCUCGUUUAGAAGAAGUUGCAGGUAAAUUAUCCGAGGCGAGAACCAUUAUUGCCAAAGGAUGUGAGGAAUGUCCGAAAAACGAAGAUGUUUGGUUAGAAGCUGCACGUUUGAAUAAUCCUGAAUCUGCAAGAACUAUAUUGGCAAACGCUGUUCAACAUCUUCCGCAGUCAGUUAAAAUCUGGUUACAUGCUGUCAAAUUAGAAACUGAUGCAAAGGGUCAAAAACAGGUUCUUAGAAGAGCUUUGGAAUUUGUACCUAAUUCUGUGAAACUUUGGAAAGCUGCAGUUAACAUGGAAGAAAAUCCUGCUGAUGCACGUAUAUUAUUAGCUCGAGCUACAGAAUUGGUACCCCUAUCUGUUGACCUAUGGCUAGCUUUAGCUAGAUUGGAAAGUUAUGAGAAUGCAAAAAAAGUUCUUAAUCGUGCACGUACUCAUGUUCCUACUUCACAUGAGGUUUGGAUAGCUGCAGCUCGACUUGAAGAACAACAAGGAAAUGAGAAAAUGACUGAUAAAAUUAUAAAUCGCGCUGUCACUGUAUUAUCAGAAAAAGGUAGCGUUUUGGGUCGUGAACAGUGGUUGCAAGAAGCUGAAAAAUGUGAAAAGGAAGGAAGUGUUGGUACUUGCCAAGCCAUAGUCAGAAACACUAUUGGAAUGGGCGUAGAAGAACAAGACAAAAAAACCAUAUGGAUGGAGGAUGCAGAAAGCUGUAUUUCGCAUGGGUCAAUAGAAACGGCCAGAGUAAUUUACGCUCAGGCUUUGAAAGCCUUCCCUGGUAAAAAAUCUAUAUGGAGAAGAGCUGCAUUUUUGGAAAAGUCACAUGGUACAAGAGAAUCUCUAGAAGAGUUAUUACAACGUGCUGUCAGAUUUUGUCCUCAAGCCGAAGUCUUGUGGCUUAUGGGUGCAAAAGAAAAAUGGUUGGCGGGUGAUGUAGAUGGUGCUCGAUUUAUUUUAACUGAAGCUUUUAAAGCCAAUCCGAAUAGUGAACAGAUUUGGUUAGCUGCUGUAAAGCUCGAAGCAGAAAAUGGUGAAUAUGAACGUGCACGUAUGUUACUUCAAAGGGCAAGAGAACAAGCAGGAACAGAAAAAGUGUGGAUGAAAUCGAUUGUUUUGGAACGUCAACUUGGUAACAUCAAUGAAGCAUUGGCAAUGUUGGAUGAAGCAUUGGUCCAAUACCCAACAUUCGAUAAAUUAUGGAUGAUUAAAGGACAAAUAGAAGAUGAAAAAGGUGAAUUACCAACAGCAAGAGUUACUUAUACCAAAGCUGUUAAAAAUUGUCCGAAAUCAGUUCCUCUGUGGAUUCUUUCAUCGCGUUUAGAAGAAAAGGCAGGGCUACUGAUUAAAGCUAGAGCUACUCUUGAAAGGGGUCGUUUAUUAAAUCCAAAGACACCUGAAUUAUGGUGUGAGGCAGUUCGAGUGGAAUUACGAGGUAACAAUAUUACAUUACAAGAAUGUCCUAGUUCUGGCCUAUUAUGGUCAGAGGCUAUUUUCAUGGAACCUCGUCCACAACGUAAGACUAAGUCAGUGGAUGCACUCAAAAAAUGUGACAAUGACCCUAUUGUCAUUGCGACAGUAGCGCGUUUAUUUUGGGCAGAACGCAAAGUGGAUAAAGCACGCACGUGGUUCGAAAAGGCUGUAAAAGUUGAUCCAGACCGCGGAGACUCUUGGGCCUGGUACUAUAAAUUUGAAUGCCAACAUGGAACGGAGCAACAACAGCAAGAUGUAAUUACUCGUUGCGUGGCAGCUGAACCACAUCACGGUGAACAAUGGCAAAUUGUUGCAAAAGAUAUGAAAAACGUUGGCAAGAACGUCGAGGAAGUUCUCAAAUUGGUCGCGCAAGGUGUUAUUGGCAAAAAUCAGAAUCACUGGACUUCAAGUUUUCACAAUAUUCCAAUAAAAUAA